AUGACCGCCGCCUACCUAGCCGCCCAAUCCCUCGGCGAACCAUGGCAGAUCCCCUCCGUCGCCCCGAACCUCACCUACACCGAGCAAUUCAAGCCAACGUCAAUCAACAACGGCAUCCUAAGCAAACCGCUCAAUAUCACCAGUCACCGUAGUUUCUACGACGACGUCCUCUGCACCGCUUUCACGCAAUACCUCGUCAUGGACCCUACACACCCGUACGUCAUCGGAACAAGGUUCGAAGCAGACGGCCUGUAUUUGACGAAGAUUGAAACGCUGGUCACAGACCAGGGAGAUUGGGCUUUCAAUGCGACGGGGUAUAAGUACUGGGACGACCAAGAAGACUGGAGCGAGAUCCCACAGGACAAGAGGGACAAGCGCGAGGUCAUACAGGCGGCUGGUGAUGCGUACUUCAACCGUUUUGCGAAUGAGAAUGUAAGCGUGCCUUGGGGGACGCCCUGUGCUAGGCUGGAGGGCGGCGCGUACACUGGAACAAGGAAUCUUACGGCGAAUACGUGUGAUUUGGGGCUUCCGAGUACGAUCAAUGUGGUCGAUAGGAGGUAUGUGGUUGAUCAGGUGAAUGGUGUAGUGGUGAUCUAUCUCGGGUUCCCAGGGCUAGAUCGCGAUGAUCCUAAUCCGUCGCCGGAUAGCCACGCGUUCAGGGUUGAGGGAGGUAAGAUCCGGUACAUCCAUACCCUGAGUACAUGUGAGGGUCAUCCCGGGUGUGGAUUUAACGGUACGGGCCCUCCACCGUCUCGAAGAUUGUGA
Molecule: messenger RNA, 765 nt
Organism: Didymosphaeria variabile
Lineage: Eukaryota; Fungi; Ascomycota; Dothideomycetes; Pleosporales; Didymosphaeriaceae
Exons: 2
Coding region: 1-765 (254 amino acids)
Source: RefSeq, a predicted model, not a curated record